Molecule: messenger RNA, 897 nt
Organism: Elaeis guineensis (African oil palm)
Lineage: Eukaryota; Viridiplantae; Streptophyta; Magnoliopsida; Arecales; Arecaceae
Product: cypmaclein
Source: RefSeq, a predicted model, not a curated record
AUCAAACUUAAUGGGAUUGUAAAAUAGAUGCAGUUCUACUUCAGUAAGAACUGAGAUGAAUCUGAGUCACCUUUUUUUUUCCUUUUUCUUUGAAAAAGAAAAGUUAAAAGGUGGGGGGAGAAUCCACCUAUAAAGCCCCUACCAUGUCCUCCUCCUCUCAUAUCUUAUCAGCUCUAGCUGCCGGCGACCAUGGGUGGUGGCAUAACGAAGCUGCUGUCAUGCUUCCUUAUACUCUACCUCUUCCUCCAAGUAGUGGCAGAAGCAUCCAUUAAUAACUCCAUCGGAUUCCCAGAUAUUCAGGGAAAAGGAGAAGUGGCUGUUCUAGAUGGAAUCAGACGCCUACCGAGGAUCAAUUGCCGCUUUGCAUGCGCAAGGAGAUGCAUGAAAGCAUCAAGAAAGAAUGUGUGCACUAGAGCUUGUGGCACGUGCUGCUUCAGGUGCCAUUGUGUUCCACCGGGUACCUCCGGCAACAAGAACUCAUGCCCCUGCUAUGCCAGUCUUAGGACUCAUGGACACAAGCCCAAGUGCCCAUAGUAUCACAGAGAUAUAUCCCCAAUAAAUAGACCAAGUCCUUUUGGUCUGAUCUAUUAUGGUUGUCAUGUACCUAUGCUUUGGAUGAGAACUGAGAGGAAGUAUGCUUGAUAUUUCCCUAAGGUGGUAAAGAAUAAUUUUUAAACAUAAGAUCAGAGAAUCAGGUUGGUUUUGGGCACACAAGCCAAGGGGAUUGAUUAAGGUGAAGGGUUGAGUUUAUGGUAGCUAUUCUCCUCCAAAAAACACAAAAAGAAAACACAUGUUGUUCCUUAUGACUCCAUCUGAAUAAAUCAUGUCUUGUACAUUCUUGUAUGACUAUAUCUAAAUAAGUUAUAAACUAUUCAAGGGGUCAUAAAUUGUUGAUGA